Punica granatum (pomegranate) is the source of this 851-nucleotide messenger RNA. The record is from RefSeq and is a predicted model, not a curated record. NCBI's taxonomy places the organism in Eukaryota, Viridiplantae, Streptophyta, Magnoliopsida, Myrtales, Lythraceae.
AGAAACCCUAGUGCUCAUUUCACCACGGGGGCUCUUCCCCAUGCUCCGGUCGAGCCCUUCCGCCAUUCUGGGGGGGAGCAGAGACCGUCAGUUCCGGGAAGAAUCUGUGAACAAGGAUCUACACAUCGUCGUGUCGAAGGUCCGGGUCGGCAGCAGCGAGGACGAGGUCUGUAGGAAUCUGAUCGAUGAUGGGGCUUGUGAAAGUGUGGAGCUUUCCCAUGGCCUCGUAGAGAAGCUGCUCCACCGGUUUCGGGAUGACUGGAAAUCGGCAUUGGGUGUGUUACGAAAUGCACGGCCAAGGGUGCCCCCCAAACAUCGUCACUUACUCGACGGUCAUGAAUUAUCUCACCAAGGCGGAGAGGUAUCUUCCCUACACCCUCAAUUACUCAGAUGAGAAGGGGAAGUUUGAUGAGUUGACCGAAGACAAAGGUGUGAAGAUAUUGAUCGAUCCAAAGGCUCUGAUGCACGUGAUUGGAACCAAGAUGGAUUUUGUCGAUGACAAGCUCAGGUCCGAGUUCAUCUUUAUCAAUCCAAAUUCUAAAGGGCAAUGUGGUUGUGGAGAGUCCUUUAUGACAACAAAUCGUUCGGGGGCAGCUAAGCGAGGUGGCAGUUGAGAUAAAUAGUUUGUACAAAUAUUUUUGAUGUAUACGCAAUGAAGGAGAAUUCAUAUCCAAUAGAAAUUAGAGAAUGAUCUUAGCUAACCAGUGCUUGUUAUCCCAAAGUUGGUUUCUUAUGACAUGUACUCACUCUUUUGAAUAAUAGAAGAAUUUUAUUGGGAUGCAACUCUUGUAUAUUCUCACAACUCUUUACAUGUUCGUUGUGAUUGUAUAAAGCUUAACUGAAUGCACCUA